GAGACCACGGAAGCAGGUUAGUGUUGUGUUUAUCGUCAAACUCGUGAACCAGUGACACCAGACAAUAACAGAGAAAGGUCCACCAACUGAGCCGGUGACGGAGUUUCACCAGCCUCCAAUCACAUUCCGCCACGUCAUCCGCCCUUCCUCAGCCCUCUCCCCACGUGUCGACGGUCACCGUCAACUCACCUCUUCCGUCAAACGAAACCCGAAAAAAGAUCGGCGGCGAGGAGGAUAUGGACGACGACGACGAGAUCCAGUCGCAUCCUUCGCCGGCGAGCGGAUCCCCUCCGUCGUCGCCGAGGGCGAACGGUCGGAUAACGGUGACGGUCGCGGCUCCGGCGCCUCAGGCGCCGCCACCACCGCCGAACAGUCUGGCAUUAGCGCUUCCGAUUCAGCAGCCGGCGAAGGGAAACGGCGGAGGAGGAGGCGGCGGCGGCGGAAGGGAGGAUUGCUGGAGCGAAGGUGCGACGGCGGUGCUGAUCGACGCGUGGGGAGAGAGGUAUCUGGAACUGAGCAGAGGAAAUCUGAAGCAGAAGCACUGGAAGGAGGUGGCGGAUAUCGUGAGCGUCAGAGAGGAUUACACGAAGGCGCCGAAGACCGAUAUCCAGUGCAAAAACCGGAUCGACACCGUUAAGAAGAAGUACAAAUCGGAGAAGGCGAAGAUCGCCGCCGGCGCCACCAGCAAGUGGCCGUUCUACGACCGACUGGAACAAUUAAUCGGUCCAAGCGCCAAGAUCCCCGGCGUCGGCGGUGCCUCCGGCACCAGCGCUGCCGGAAACAGUAAUUUACAACCGCAGAAAGUUCCGUUAGGAAUUCCGGUCGGCGUUCGCGGCGGCGCGAAUCAGUUUAACCAUCCUCAUAAACAGCCACAACCGGUUCCGUUGAAGAACCAGAAGAUUCAGUUCCGGCGCCGCGGUCCUCCGGUGGAGUCCGAUUCGGAGGAGCGAGACGCGUCGUCGCCGGCGUCGAGCGACAGUUUUCCGCCGGAGAGUUUCGAGAGGAAGAGGCCGCGGUUGAUGAGUUCAAACACCACGAAAGGAAGCGGAGAAAGACGGAAGGCGAAGGGUUGGGGAAGCGCGGUGAGGGAACUGACGCAGGCGAUUCUGAAAUUCGGCGAGGCGUAUGAACAAGCGGAGAGUUCGAAGCUGCAGCAGGUGGUGGAGAUGGAGAAGCAGAGGAUGAAAUUCGCAAAGGAUUUGGAGUUGCAGAGAAUGCAGUUUUUCAUGAAGACCCAGGUAGAGAUUUCGCAGCUCAAACUUGGAAGAAAAGGUGGUAACCCUAGCAACAACCACCAUGGCACCACCAACAAUAACAACAGCAAUCAUAACAAUAAUAGUGGCAGUGAAUGACCGAGGGAGGGAUAACUAGGUUAAGGUAGAUUCGAAUUGCAUUAGCUUUGUGGUGUAUGAGUUUAGUUGUUUAUUAUUAUUAUUAUUAUUAUUAUUAUCCCUUAAUUGUUGCAGUUAACUUAAGAGGGAUUGCUAUGCUGAACCCUCAACAAAAAUGAAGUGUGCUGAAUAGUGAAUAAUCUAAUCUCUUUGCAGCAAAUGUAUCAGUUGUCAUGUGUGACACCAUUCUAAGUUAUAUCAGUAUGAGGGGGAUCAUAUUGUCAUUCAUAGCUCUAGUUGGAUUUAGAUAAAUUGUACAUAGCUUGGAGAUGAAUUCCUGACCUGUUUCUAUUCUUCUUUGCUA
Glycine soja is the source of this 1695-nucleotide messenger RNA. RefSeq names its product trihelix transcription factor ASIL2-like. Lineage: Eukaryota; Viridiplantae; Streptophyta; Magnoliopsida; Fabales; Fabaceae. Gene Ontology annotation, cellular component: nucleus. The record is from RefSeq and is a predicted model, not a curated record. Bases 237 to 1352 code for a protein of 371 amino acids. Gene Ontology annotation, molecular function: transcription cis-regulatory region binding. The transcript is spliced from 2 exons.